Octopus sinensis (East Asian common octopus) is the source of this 1002-nucleotide messenger RNA. RefSeq names its product protein FAM200A-like. NCBI's taxonomy places the organism in Eukaryota, Metazoa, Mollusca, Cephalopoda, Octopoda, Octopodidae. The record is from RefSeq and is a predicted model, not a curated record. The transcript has 6 exons. Bases 1 to 1002 code for a protein of 333 amino acids.
AUGCAUUCUGAACAUGUCCAUAAGUCUGAAGAAUUUUUUAAAAGAAAAUUAGAAGAGUUUGAUAACCAAACGAAAUCGUUAAAAAAACUUGUUUCUGUCUCUUCAAAUGCUUUACUAGUAUCGUACAAAGUUUCUUACAGGAUUGCAAAAUGCAAGAAACCGCACAAUAUCGGAGAAACUCUAGUUUUGCCAGCAGCUAUCGAUAUGGUUGAAGCAAUGUUUGGCGAAUCCUAUGCAAAACAAUUACAGCAAAUACCGCUUGCUGAUAACACAGUCGCUAGAAGAAUUGAUGACAUAUCUGAAGAUCUUUGUGAUCAAUAUGCUGAAGAAAAAAAUAACAUAGAAUGGAUCAAUUGUGUUGGACUUUGUACAGACGGAGCACAGUCAAUGUCAGGAAAUAAAUCUGGUCUUCAAGCUCUUGUAAAAAACAGAGCACCAGAAAUUAUCUGGACGCACUGCAUGCUGCACAGAUCAGCACUUGUCUCAAAGAAUAUGAGUCCAGAACUGAACGAUAUUUUUGCGCAAAUUACAAAAGUUAUAAACUACAUAAAACACAGUCCUUUAAGAGCUAAGCUUUUUGCAAAGCUGUGUGAAGAUAUGGAUUCAAAAUAUACAUCGCUUUUAUACUAUUGUGAGGUACGCUGGCUAUCUCGUGCAAAAGUGAUUAGAAGGGUGUUUGAACUCAAAGAUCAAGUUGCAGAUUUUCUUGAUGAAAAUGAUAUUGAAGAUGCAAAGUUGUUCAGGGAUGAUGACUUUAUUGUCAAAUUUGCCUAUUUAGUUGACAUUUUUGGGAAAUUGAGUAUAUUGUGUAUCUGGCGUUAUGAAGAUACACGUAGCAACACUAUGAGAAAAAGGGAAAUAACUCUGAACGAUGCAAACGACAUAGUGGAAUGUACCGUUGAGUUAUAUGAACUCUUUGUUCUGUCUUUUAUUCAAAUUCAUUUAUAUUUGAGGUUCUCAGACAAACAGCCAUUUUUGGAAGAUGAGUACAUAGCACCAUAA